Molecule: messenger RNA, 1254 nt
Organism: Cryptomeria japonica (Japanese cedar)
Lineage: Eukaryota; Viridiplantae; Streptophyta; Pinopsida; Cupressales; Cupressaceae
Product: cytochrome P450 716B1
Exons: 2
Coding region: 1-1254 (417 amino acids)
Biological process (GO): sterol metabolic process
Molecular function (GO): oxidoreductase activity, acting on paired donors, with incorporation or reduction of molecular oxygen; monooxygenase activity; iron ion binding
Source: RefSeq, a predicted model, not a curated record
AUGGAUGUAGAGAUCAGUCUUGGUUUACUGAUAGGCGGAGCUCUACUAAUUAUUUUCAUUGUUGUUGGCAAGAGAAAACUAUCUUCUCACAAGAUUUCUUCCUCUAUUCUCCCUCCAGGCAGCUUCGGGUGGCCACUGGUGGGAGAAAUGCCACAGCUUGUUAUGAGUGCCAAGGCCAAUAAAGCCCACACCUUUUUCCAGCACAAGAUUGAGCAAUAUGGAGGAGACAUCUUCAAGACCUCUUUGUUUGGCUUUCCUACAGCAGUGUUUUACAGUGUUCAAGCGAAUCGAUUUCUUUUCAGCAAUGAAAACACUUUGGUCCACACCCACUGGCCCUACUCUGUUACCAAUUUAGUAAGCCAUUCUUUGCCUACCAAGGUUGGGGAAGAGGCCAAGUCCAUGAGGAAGAUUAUCACCGAGUUUUUAAGGCCUCAGGCUUUGCAGAAAUUGGUAGGCAGAGUAGAUUGUGUAGUGAAAAGUCACAUGAAAAGUUUCUGGGUUUGCAAUGAACAAGUGAAAGCCUUUCCUCUCAUCAGGCGCUGCUUGUUUUCUGUGGCCUGUACUCUCUUCUUCACUAUUGAUGAUCAGAUGCAACAGGAAGAGUUGUUUCCCCGUUUUGAGGACAUGGUAAAGGGAAUGCUCAUGCAGAUGCCUUUGAAUUUGCCUGGGACUAGAUUUCGAAAGGCGAUUCCUGCCAGAAAUCAUCUCCGCCAAGUAAUCCAAAUGUUUAUCGAUGAGAGGAGGAGAAAUGGCGGUCGGAAAGACUUGUUAUCCUGCCUUGUUGGGGAAGUAGAAGAGGAGAAACUAACGGAUGAUGAGAUUAAGGAUAACAUGCUGAUACUUUUAGCAGCAAGCCAAGAUACAGUGGUAAUAAACGUUCCUCCUCCGAUAUCUGGCUCUGAAUCCAGAGUGCUACCGCCAGAUACUGAUUAUGUUAUUGUUUUGUUGAAUGUGGGUCAGCUUAUUUGGACAGUACAUUCAACUCACAAGAAUCCCGAGCAUUUCAAGGGUCCAGAGAAAUUUGAUCCUUCGAGGUUUGAAGGGAGGGGCCCUGCUCCCUACACAUUUGUGCCCUUUGGAGGGGGACCUCGCAUGUGCCCAGGAACUGAAUUUGCAGCCAUGGUAAUACUUGUGUUUAUUCACAACGCUGUGAAAUGUUUUGAUUGGGAUUUGGUUGAUGCCGAUGAGAACAUCACAGCUGAUCCUCUGCCUAUUCCUGCUCGUGGACUGCCCCUGAGUCUUCGUCCGCAUUAG